Fusarium tjaetaba is the source of this 1323-nucleotide messenger RNA. RefSeq lists its product as uncharacterized. The transcript has 6 exons. Bases 1 to 1323 code for a protein of 440 amino acids. The record is from RefSeq and is a predicted model, not a curated record. NCBI's taxonomy places the organism in Eukaryota, Fungi, Ascomycota, Sordariomycetes, Hypocreales, Nectriaceae.
AUGUCUUGCUCAUUUGCACGGAUAUCGGAUAUCAUCAAUCGCAAGCUCGGUAGAAGCCGUCCUUCCGAGUACAACGACGACGACGACAACGAGAAGACGCGGGCUAUAUCCAUCACCACUACUAUCACCAUCACGACGACGGCGACGGAUUCGAUUGGGCACGGCAAUGGCCAAUCUGUUUUCGACCUCAACGUCGCCCUGAUGGUCAUCACUAAUAUCUUGAUGAUUCUGCGAUUGUAUGCUCGUGGCAUUGUGGCCAAGAAUCUUGGAUGGGAUGAUGGGCUGGCUGUUGUAGCCUGGGGCCUUGUCAUGAGCUUUUCUUGUAUAGAAAUCGUCCUCUUGACCAAGGGUGUUGGAUAUCACGUACGGGAUGUGCCGAGAGAGACGUUGCUUCAGCUUUUGUCACUAUUUCCUGUCGACAAGUUAGUUUUCAUCUUGGCUGGUGGAUUUGUCAGGCUAUCAAUCCUUGCUUAUCUCCCUCGCAUCAACAGAGAGAGGUCUUUCAUGACAUGCGUCUAUGGAGUCUUUGUGGCAACCAUGAUCACUGCUGUGACUUCAUUCUUGUUUGUCCUUUUGUCCUGUAGCCCGGUAUCGUAUGUUGAUUCCUUUCUCACCCUCGUAAAACACUCCGAGACUGAGUUUAAUAGAGACGUAUUCGACGCCGCAAAACCAGACAGACAAUGCGUUUCGAAAUAUAGCCUGUCUCGUAUGAUAUGGGCUCACUCGAUCAUGUCCACUAUUCUCAACGUCGUGAUACUCGGCCUCUGUAUAUGGUUUUCAGCGUCAACCAACAAGACACGAACUCAAGUCAUCAAGAUGAUGUUGAUGCUUCUGCUUGGACUGUUUGCCGUCGUUUCAACAAUCACCAGGCUCAUUAUUCUGCUUACAACCAACAUGAAUGUGGACAUAACUUACAACAGCCUUCGAGUAGCACCAUUCUUCCCCCUAGAGAUCAACUCGGGUCUCUGGUGCAGUUGUCUCCCUGCUUUCCAGCCCCUUUUCGAGUGGACCAACAAUCAGUGCUAUAAUCAUUACAACAUGAGGAAAUUAUCUCGAAGCAGCGCCCAAGAGCCUCUGAAUGAUUCUUGGCACAGAGACUACAUGACUGCAAACCCUCACAUCUCAAUCUACGGGCAGCCAAGAGAUUCAAGAGGGAAGAGGAAAGUAUCGAAUGCUGAAUCAGCCACUGGAUUCGCAAUGUUGGAGAAUGAAAGAGGCAUCAAGUUAACUACUGAGUUUUCGGUGCAUGUGGAAGACAGGGUGUAUACUGGAGAAGGGUCAGAAGACAUAGUAUCGAGGACACCAGCGUGGAACGCAUUCUGA